AUGAGUAAUAGUGUACAAGCCAAUGAACCAAAAACCAGGAAUGACGACGAGAAUACUCCUAUAAAGUAUCAGGGUAAUGAUGAAAAUGCUAGUAGUAAUGUGGAACAUGCCAGUGUAGUGGCCGCUCAUUAUAAUCAUCUUGAAGAAAAAGGAUUGAAAGAAAGGUUUAAUUCUCCUAUAUUUUAUUUAAGGAAUUUUAAUAAUUGGGUCAAAAGUGUAUUGAUACAAGAAUUUAUAGAUAAAAUUAGGCAGAAAAACUACGGGAAGCAGAUAAAAGUACUUGACAUAUGCUGUGGAAAAGGAGGUGAUUUAAGCAAGUGGCAAAAGGCGCGAGUAGAUCAUGUAGUUUUCGCCGACAUAGCUGAGAUCUCAGUGAAGCAAUGUGAAGCACGCUAUGAAGAUUUAAAACGGCGAUGUGGGCGUUUAUUUUCUGCCGAAUUUAUUGCAGUAGAUUGCACUAAAGGUACCCUGAGAGAUAAAUAUAGGGAUCCAUCCAUAAGUUUUGAUAUAGUUAGUUGUCAAUUUGGUUUACAUUACAGUUUUGAAAGUUUAGGUCAAGCACGAAGAAUGCUGACUAACAUAUCAGAAUGUUUAGCACCAGGUGGAUAUUUCUUAGGUACUAUACCUAAUGCAUAUGAAAUUGUUUCUAGAGCAAAAAAAUCUUGUGAUGGUACAUUUGGUAACAGAAUAUAUCAAAUAAAAUUAUUGUUUGACCCCAAAGAUGGAUAUCCCCUUUUUGGAGCAAAAUAUGACUUCCAUUUAGAGGGUGUAGUAGACUGUCCAGAGUUUUUAGUAAACUUUAAUUUAUUUGUUAAACUUGCUGCAGAAUAUGGGCUUGAAUUAAUCUAUAAAGGAGGAUUCUCAGAUUUUUAUAAAGAAUAUUCAGAAAGCUAUAAACAGUUAUUGCACAGAAUUAAGUGUUUCGAAAAUUAUCCAGCUCCACCUGGUAGGGAAUUGAUUGCUGAGGAAGCAGAAUAUAAACAUGCAAAAACAUUUUGGGAGGAUAAAAGUGAUAAGACUGAGAAAUCUAAUCUUGGAACUAUAAGUUCUAGUGAAUGGGAAGUAGCAACUGUAUAUAUGGCAUUCGUAUUUAGAAAGUGCAAAACUACAUGGGAUGCCAAUGGAAAACCUACGUAUGUCACUUCAAAAGUGGAUCUGAAAAAGCAAAAUGAAUGA
Parnassius mnemosyne (clouded apollo) is the source of this 1176-nucleotide messenger RNA. NCBI's taxonomy places the organism in Eukaryota, Metazoa, Arthropoda, Insecta, Lepidoptera, Papilionidae. The record is from the annotation of a GenBank genome assembly.